Molecule: messenger RNA, 1557 nt
Organism: Notolabrus celidotus (New Zealand spotty)
Lineage: Eukaryota; Metazoa; Chordata; Actinopteri; Labriformes; Labridae
Gene: drd4-rs
Product: dopamine receptor D4 related sequence
Exons: 5
Coding region: 142-1386 (414 amino acids)
Biological process (GO): adenylate cyclase-inhibiting dopamine receptor signaling pathway; adenylate cyclase-activating adrenergic receptor signaling pathway
Cellular component (GO): plasma membrane
Molecular function (GO): dopamine neurotransmitter receptor activity, coupled via Gi/Go; G protein-coupled receptor activity
Source: RefSeq, a predicted model, not a curated record
AGACGUCUCGGGAUCGGCCAUGAAGAGACACUUCUUCAGUUCGUCAACCUACUAAGACUGAUACAUACACACACACACACACAUACCUGAGACACCUGCUAAAGAUAACAAGAAGAUGCUGCCUGUGGCUCCACCUUUAUCAUGGUCAAUGUGACACCUGGAACCCCUCCGCCUGAAAUGCACCUGCAUGGCUAUAACUACUUUGCAUUGGUCGUCGGUGUCCUUCUGAUCCUGGUCAUCAUCCUGGGAAACACCCUGGUGUGUCUGAGCGUGCUCACUGAGCGCUCACUAAAGACCGCCACCAAUUACUUCAUCAUCAGCCUGGCGGUAGCCGACCUGCUGCUCGCCGUGCUCGUGCUUCCGCUCUUCAUCUACUCAGAGUUUCUUGGAGGGGUCUGGACUUUGAGCACCUUUACCUGUGAUGCUCUGAUGACCAUGGAUGUGAUGCUGUGCACGGCCUCCAUCCUUAACCUGUGUGCUAUCAGCGUUGACAGAUACAUCGCGGUUGUGGUCCCUCUGAAGUACAACAGGAACCAGUUCAGUGUCCGUCAGCUGGCCCUCAUCGCUGCCACCUGGCUGCUGUCUCUGGGCGUGGCCAGUCCGGUGAUCUUUGGUCUGAACCAGGUCCCGGGCCGCGAUCCAACCGUGUGCAGACUGGAGGAUGACCGUUUCGUAGUGUACUCGUCCAUGUGCUCAUUCUUCGUACCGUGCCCCGUCAUGCUCUUCCUGUACUACUGGAUGUUUCAGGGCCUGCGGCGUUGGAGCGGACGCAGCCGAUCUCAGGGGGCUCCGGCUGCUCGUCCAGCUUUCUCUCUGCGCCUGGGCUUGGUUCUGCGGCGAGCUAAAUCCCCAACAGCAGUCAGUCAGGAGAAAGUCCUGUAUGCCCCACCGGCCAGCCUUAGCCCCAUUUCUCCAUCUUCCAUUUCUAUAACAACGCCAUCUGGGACCCAGGUGACAGAGGAGCAACAGGAUCAGGGGGCGGCAGUGGAAAGUGACCCGAUGACCACGAGGGGAGACAGUGUGUCAGAUGGAGAGUUCACAGAGAGAAGGGGGGGCAGCAGGAAUGAGAACAGCCUGAUGACUAGGAGCGCUGCAAAGAGAAGAAGAAGAACAAGCAAGAGCAGCCGAGUCAGCGGGCGGGAGAGGAAGGCCAUGAAGGUUCUUCCUGUGGUCGUUGGUGUCUUUCUGGCCUGUUGGACCCCUUUCUUCAUCGUCCACGUCACCAAAGUAUUGUGUCAGUCAUGUGACAUCGGACCCACCCUGAUCUCCGUGGUCACAUGGCUCGGAUAUGUCAACAGUGCCGUAAACCCGAUAAUCUACACUGCCUUCAACGUUGAGUUCAGGAACGUAUUUCACAAACUGCUCUGCUGUCGAGCACAAAACUAGAACUCAAGUUUUAUUUUGAAGGACACUAACUGAGUUCUAAUUUAGAGGUUUUAUCAUGUGCCAGUCUCUUAUUUUGGAGGUUUGAAAUGUGUGAUUUGUAAAUAAAUAAAUGAAUUAUUGUGGAUAUUUCAGCCCAGAGACAUGAACUAUGUAAACCAUUUAAAAUUGUAA